Helianthus annuus (common sunflower) is the source of this 910-nucleotide messenger RNA. RefSeq lists its product as uncharacterized. The transcript is spliced from 4 exons. NCBI's taxonomy places the organism in Eukaryota, Viridiplantae, Streptophyta, Magnoliopsida, Asterales, Asteraceae. The record is from RefSeq and is a predicted model, not a curated record. The coding region runs from base 182 to 577 and encodes 131 amino acids.
UUUUCUGUCCAUAUUUUUGGCAGUUCAGCACCUAAAAAAAUGGGUAGUGGUGGAUUUACCUACUCAGUUCCUAAAAAAAUGGGUAGUGGUGGUACCUGCUGCAGUUGUGUUCUUCUAUAUAAUGAGAACUUGAGAAGCAGUCUUCAUCGUUCACUCAUUUUUUGUCUGAAAUAAUCACAGCAUGGAUCACUCACCACAAAAGCCCUCAGUUAUGCACGAAGACCAGCCUGCUGGACACUGUAACAUGCAAAUGAAGCAGAAGCUUCGAAAUGGUGCUGAAAUAAUCAAAAGCGACCAGUUCAGAUCAGACAAGGCACCAGCUGGAGUCGAAGAGGCACAAUAUGGCGAAACGCCUAACCUACAAGUGAAGCUAAACCGAUCCAGAAAAAGAUCGAUAGCGCUGCAGAACUGGAAAUGGGACGAAGUCAUCGACCUCUCCAGUUCUGACAAUGAUGAAGAAGAAGAUGAACUGGAAAAUGAUGAAUGGAUGAAUGCUGAUUGGGGUGACAAUGAUGGCGUGGAGUCCUUCCUAAGAUGCAGCAAAACCCGCCGUAUUUCAGCCACGAAACAAUUUUGAAGAUUAAGUUUUGGUUCCAUUACAUGUGUCUUGCUGUCAUGUUUUUAGAUACUACUUUUAACAUGUUUUAUCAUGUCAUCUGGAUUUAUUUGUGUUUAAACUUCAUUUCUGUUCUAACAUGUUUCUUUCUUUUAACAUAUUUUGAGAUUUUUGUUUGCAUCUUUUAUAUAAUCCAGUUUUAUUCUCAAUUGGUUCUGUUUAACAUGUUGCUUGCUUUUAACAUGUUUUGAGAUUUUUGUUUGCAUCUUUUAUACAACAUGGUGAUGCUAGGAAGGUCACAUGUCAUUGAGUGUUUUAACAAAAUGACAUGUCAUUAAGUGUUUUAACAAAACG